Messenger RNA from Rhipicephalus microplus (southern cattle tick), 2115 nucleotides. RefSeq names its product arylsulfatase B. Gene Ontology annotation, molecular function: sulfuric ester hydrolase activity. NCBI's taxonomy places the organism in Eukaryota, Metazoa, Arthropoda, Arachnida, Ixodida, Ixodidae. The record is from RefSeq and is a predicted model, not a curated record.
AUGCAGGGCUGGAACGACGUGAGCUACCACGGCUGCCCGCAGAUCCGCACGCCGAACAUCGACGCCCUCGCGUGGAACGGCAUCCGUCUGCGCCGCUACUACGCGCAGCCUCUGUGCACGCCGUCGAGGGCAGCGCUGCUCACGGGCCGCUACCCCAUCUACACGGGGCUCCAGCAUUCAGUCAUCUACAACGAGGAACCGAGGGGACUCCCACUUUCGCAUACACUGUUGCCCCAGCGGUUGGCAGACCUGGGAUAUGUUACCCAUCACUUGGGAAAGUGGCACCUUGGUUUCUUCAAGAAAGAGUACACCCCAACAAUGCGAGGUUUCGAACGACACGUGGGCUUCUGGGGAGCCUACAUUGAUUACUACAAGCACGAGAAGACUUAUCUCGGGCCGACCCGGUCGCCAGGAUUGGACAUGAGGAGAAACUUUUUCUUAGCCAGAAAUGACACUGGAAAAUACGUCACUGAGCUCUUGACUGAGGAAGCUUUGGAAAUUAUCGAAAAUCAUCCAGUUGACAAACCUUUGUUUUUGUACCUGGCACACCUAGCUCCCCACUCGGCCGGCCCCCAAGAUCCGCUGCAAGUGCCUGACAGGUACAUCGAGCAAUACCGAGACAUCGGAUCUACGGAACGAAUGAUGUACGCCGGUAUGGUUUCGGCGCUGGACGAGUCCGUGGGCCUGGUGUUCGAAGCCCUCGCAAAAAAGGGCAUGCUGAGCAACACUUUGUUCGUGUUCAGCUCGGACAACGGCGCCGACGUGGCCGGCCCAAACGCCAACUACGCGUCGUCGUGGCCUCUUCGGGGCCAGAAGUACACCCCCUGGGAAGGAGGCGUGCGUGCGGCGGCUCUCCUUUGGAGCCACGUGCUGGGUGCCAAGAGCCGGGCCGGCGGUGACUACGAGCACUUGUUCCACAUCACUGACUGGCUGCCCACUUUGUAUCAGCUGGCGGGAGGUGAACCGGUGCACUUAGGCGACAUCGACGGAGUGAGCCACGCGAACGCGCUAGUCGGUGACGCGAGUCCUCAGCCACCAUCUCCUCCGCGCACGGAACUCGUGGUGAAUAUCGACUCCAUCGACAACUACUCGGCCAUCAUCGACGGCCACUUCAAGUUCGUGGUGGGUGUCGCAGAGGGAGGCAUAUACGAUCACUGGUACCCGAUAUUGGGCAACGUCGACUGGAACUCGACCAAGGCCCUGGAACAAUGCGAGGCCUCACCUGUAGCUCGAGUGCUCAGGAGCUUGGGCGCAAAACCGACUUGCGGCCCCUCCGGUGGCGCCGCUCCCAUCGACUGCGGCGUACGGAACCUCGCAAAGGCGUGCCAGCCCACUGUGGCGCCCUGCCUUUUCGACCUGCGCGAGGACCCAUGCGAGUACAACGACGUCGCCGCCGAACAUCCCGAGUUGGUGAAGAGCCUCCUCGUGAAGCUACGACGUUACGAAGAUGCCUCCAUGCCUCCUGCCAACAUUCCACACGAUCCACUCUCAGACCCGGGACUUUACGGCAACGCUUGGAUCCCGUGGCGAGAGAAGCAACCGUGAUACUUAUUGAAAGGACCGAAAGCGCUUUUAAACUUCUUGUUUGUUUGUCUGUUUGUUUGUUUUCCGCACCGUCGUCUGUGACCGAGUUCCCGCUAUCCUCAUGCAGCUCAACAUCCACGGCCGUGGCAUGGAGAGCUCAGGGCGGGGAAGCUGCUGGCGCCUUUGAAAGGGGCACGACAUUGCGACGCUAAGAACAGCCAACAGAAGUUACGGCUGACUCUCAUCUGGGAAGAUGAUUUCGUUUUUUUAAAGGUUUUUCGAUCCUUUCUGAAAACUAGUCGUAACACUGCCGUAUAUAUAUAAAGAUUACCACAGGAAGUUAUAUAAAAUGACUCCCGUGCGGUCUCUGAGGCUAACAGUUUGGACUUGUCUCAAGAAAACUUUGUAGUUUUGUAGCUUCUGUCAAUUUAGCCGCUACUUUGAGCAUGCCCCAAACGCUGGACCAUACUUGCGAUGUAAUUCGAUACUUUUUUCUCGUAUAUUAUUGUAUACUGUUAGCUUAUUUCCAGAUACGAUACGCUUACAAAUUAAGCGAUAAUAAAUUGCAUUCACUGCAUUUUGAACUUAUUA